AUGGCGGAGACUCUUGACCUUCUGGGGGUGAUUGGGACGUGGGUGGCUGCCUUUCUGGCGAUCAUCGCACUGGCCGGCAUAAUCCCGGCUUAUAUUCUGUAUCGCACGUCUCAAACAGAACAUUACGAGGCGCCUAGCCAGAUCGACGACAAAAACCACGAGUACAUCUCGAAAGGAUAUACGCUUCUACCGGGAAGGCGCUUCUUCCGCUCGAUCAGGGUACCGGAUCUGACGCAGCCGCCGAGACUAGCCAGAAAUGCAAAUGAGCCAGAAGUAACCAUCCAUCGAGACUGUGCCCUUCUCGACCGCGACGGCAGCCCGUCCGCGACAUCGUGGGUCAAUUUCAUAAGCCUUCUUCGGGCAUAUGGGGUUUCUCCGCGGGCCAUCGGCGGUAAGCUGAAGAUAUCAGGGACUGAGACGUUGCUUCCAGUGCAUAGGAGCUGGGUCCUUCUGAUGGGUCUUAUCGAUCGGUAUUGCUGGCGCAUUGAUUAUGGGCUCUUCGUUGACGAGCCGUCGAAUCCGGCAUGGGCAGCCUUUGGCAACGACUCUCUCAAUGGGCUUAGCGGAAUCAUCGACAGGAUCCAUCCCGGCCGCGACAAGAUCUGCUUCCACAUGCACGAUGUUACCCACAUGAGGAGCAUGCCUGCUUAUAUCCCAAGCCGGGACUUUCCGCCGCGAACACUGUUGUUUUUGUACCUGGGCUACCUACCUGCCGCUGAUGGGAGUCUGCUCUGCAGUGCGGUUGAGUCCGGGUCAAGCGAGGGAGACCUGGUGCCUCAGAUCAACCGGACCACCAGUGGGCCCAACAAACUGGUGUUUUAUAGCAUGGCUGUUCUUGAGCCGAACGAGGUGGCUGUUCGGGACAGGCGGUUGGCGGAUGAGAUGGGGAUCCCGUUGCCAAAAGUCCGUCGACUGGGUCUACAAAGGUCGACUGCAGCCCGUCAUGGACCCUGGGGAGGUCAGGUGCGGAAACGUGACUUGAUCUAUGAUGAUGGUGUGGAGUAUAUUUGUCUUGAGAGCAGAGAGGAAGUGGCUAUUCUGUUAAAUGUGGCUGACACGCAGACCCUGGCCCUGGCAGCACUCCGGCUUGAUCUGAAUGCUCAGUUGUUCCUGUGCGGCGGUGGCCUGGCAGGGCUUUUCAACCGGCUGCUGUCCCCCUCCGAGCUCGAAAACCUUGUGCAGAAGGCGUCACUCAAAGUUGACACAAUGCAAAUGCAAGAUGUUGACAAACAGUCACUUCGAACGGCCAUUGGUGAAAUUGAAGAGCAUCAAUACGCAUCUUCUCGCAGCCGCGGACGCGCUUUGGCCCUUGCGAGACUGGACGACACCCUGACGACACUGAAACGCAAACAUGCCAUUUCACAACGAGCGAUGGAAACGGUAGCGGUCUUAUACUUGACUAAACAAGACUUCAGGGAUUUUCUGGACCAUGAUUCUCAUGGCAAGUCUCGACAGGCCAUGUUCACCAUCGACGUUGCGCAGAAAAGAGUUUGCAUGCCAGAAUCAAACCGGGAGUUCGACUUUGACUUUUCCGCAGUUUUCUCCCUAGACCCGCUGGAUGAAGGCGAGAAGAGUCUGACACUAUCUCUAUGGCAAGCAUUGCUGGCCUUGCUGCAUGCAGUGGUCAAGUGGCAUAUCUGGUCAACCGUUUAUUCUUCGCGGGAUCUCUCUGCCUUCCACACCCCGCUAAACCGUACCCCGACGCAUCCCGCGAUUUGCUUGGUCGUCUUAACAGCGCUUAGGACAUUGGAACAAGCCAAAGAAGCCGCUAUCGCACACAUGCUUCGCCUAGUGAUGAGGAAGAAAUUGCGAGUGAAGAUAGUUGAGGAUGGCAUUCAGAAUAACCAGGAUGGCGAUGAUGAUGACCGGAUCAGCCAUGAAGAUGAAAAUAGCAACGAAGACGAAAGUGGCGAGAAAAAUGACCACAGGGGUAAUCGCGAACCAGUUAACGCUAGUAUGGAUGAGUACAAGCAUUCUGACAAGGAUCCUCAGGGGAAAGGGACAAGCUUGAAUGCCAGUGAGGACGAACUGAAAGGCGGAUGUGCCGGAACGAAUGAUGACCACGUUGAGCAAGAUCGCAGCUUCCAGCAAGACGGAGAAUCAACUACAACUGUUGCGUCAACAGCGGACCGCAAAGCCACGACUGAAGAAGAGCGAGCAAGAGCUGCUGGAGAAGAAAAGCACCUUCCCGUUCUGGAGCAGCUCCUUGCUGCUCAUCCUCGAUCUGAAGAGUCGAGCCUGCCUCGUAAAUUCCGCAACGUCAUCGGAUCGAUCGUGCUGUUGGCAAGGCCUACAUCGGUUGAUACCCUGGCAAUCCUCCUAGAUGAAUCGAGGGAAAGCAUACUUUGUCAACUCGACGAAUUGGAGUCUGCCGUGACCGAACCACUGGUUUCCAGAGAGCCCAUGGAGCUGAGGGACGGGUCCUUCCGCGACUUCAUUCUCGACCCCAACCUGCGCCAUAAGAAUCCGCUUUUUGUCGAUGAGAUCGAUACCCAUAGGGUAUACUCCGGGAAAACCCCUGCAAUCUUGAAAGACCUGGACAUCCACGAGCCGACAUCAGCCACCGGGCUAUCGAAAAUGCGCUUCCACCGCAAGUUUAGUACGCUUGCCGCUUCUGGGUGCACCAUGCAGUCAAAGGCGAGUGCGAAGUCUCUGACAACUGCCAAAUCGCAUGCUUUCUGA
This is a messenger RNA of Aspergillus mulundensis, 2682 nucleotides long. RefSeq lists its product as uncharacterized. Lineage: Eukaryota; Fungi; Ascomycota; Eurotiomycetes; Eurotiales; Aspergillaceae. The transcript is spliced from 4 exons. The coding region runs from base 1 to 2682 and encodes 893 amino acids. The record is from RefSeq and is a predicted model, not a curated record.